Messenger RNA from Eupeodes corollae, 893 nucleotides. RefSeq lists its product as uncharacterized. The coding region runs from base 236 to 685 and encodes 149 amino acids. The transcript is spliced from 2 exons. The record is from RefSeq and is a predicted model, not a curated record. NCBI's taxonomy places the organism in Eukaryota, Metazoa, Arthropoda, Insecta, Diptera, Syrphidae.
UGAAAAUAAAAAAAAGCACCUCAGUAAGUAUCUAAAGCUGUUAUCUGAUCCGAUAAGGUUUCCCAAUAAUUCAAAUUUAAAUUAUUGUCAAUAAAAUAGAAUUAUAUUACCCCCUCGGUUCGAUACAGUUGUGUCGACUGAACUUCUCCGUCUCGAUGAUUUUGAUAAGAAUUCGCCGCAUAUUGCAGAAUUAGUAUUCGAAGAUAAAUCGGAAGCAUAACACCGAUCCUCUUCAAUGGCUUCUAUAGACCUGCUAACCGAAGAAGGCGGCGGCGACAUCGGCAGCACCUUUGACGAUGAUUUGCUCAAUCGAUUGCGAGAUACUGUACGCAAUGUGAUGGACAGCAAUAAAAUCAGGGCUGAUUCCAAGGCCGUUGAGCAAAUUAUGAAUAGAAUAGUAAAUUUGAAAUCAAAAUACGAAUCAUUAUCUCCAAGUGAGAAGGAAGAAUUCUCACAACAAAUGCAAGACUCUUUUGAGAAAACCAUCUCGUCUCUUGAAACCAAUAUUUCGGAACAGGAGCCAUAUAAGCAAUUCUUCCAUUGCUCACUGUUUAUUUACGUGGGUGUUGUUUUGACUUUUGCUCUCUUUGGAUACAAAUUGUACAAAUCUCUCAUGGAAAAGAAACUCAAAAAGCAGGAGAAACAGAAAAACAACAAAAAAUCAAAGAAAACCAAGCAAAAGUGAAUAUAAACAAAAAAGUGCUUUUAUAGUUUUUCUUUUUUCUAAUUAAAUAUUAAAUCAAAACAAAAAUAUAUAUACACAUUCCUUGUCUUCAACAAAAACACAAAACAAAAGAUUGAAAAUAACAAUGCAGUGCAUUGACAGCUAAGUACUUGUGAUACUGACUAAAAUGUUAAUAUUAAACAAAAAACACAAAUACAAAUAUAUUUAA